AUGGGUGGAGGAGGAGGUGAUACCACGGCUGAGAUAAGAAAACGACGAAGAUCCGCAGUAUACUCUAUCGAAAGCAACAGAUCGAUAUCCAGUGGAAAAGAAACACAAAUAUUUGACAGGGGAAAGGUGAAUGUAACCAUUGCAAACAACUCUUUGAAAUAUCCAGACGCGAGAAAAUACACGGUCCUUCGGAUAACAGUUGUAAAACAUGGUCGAAACCAAAGUGACGAGACAUCCAAAGUGCUAUCUGUAGCCAAUGAUUUAAAACAGGAAAAUAUGCUCGAAAAAGGAGCUAAUGCCCGCGACAAAUCUCUAGAUAUCAUGAGGGGAGCAAACAUUCCCCUUUCUUUUCAAGUAAACGGUAAGGGUUCGAGUGAAAAGGACGGCUCGCUUAACGACUUGUAUGGCGGCAAGCCAAUUACAUUUGAUAGGCAUUCUUCAAAUGAAAGCAGUGAACACGUACCACUACAAAAAGGGGAUGCUGAUUUAUCAACGCAAAAGCCAGAUAAUCAGCAAGGCAAAACAAAUUCGAAAGUGCUCUUGGAGGCGAAGUUGAAUCCAAUUAGAAUAGGUAUUCAGCUGGAUGGUGACAAAAAUAACAAGGAAGAGUCUGUUACUCAGCCUUCUGAAAACAUUUCUCUUCAAGAAGUUUUAAAGGAUAUCGACGAUACAUCACGAAAAGCAGAUCCUUCACUGGAUGAAAAUAAUGGUGAUAAAGAGAACAACGUUCUUAUAAGUUUAAAUGAUGGGAAAGUAAAAGAUGACCAUUUGCAUGUCAGGCCACAGAAUACGGUCAAAGACAAGGAAAACCUUGAUAAGCUACGUAUACAGGCAACGAGCAACAAAGAAAACAAAAAUGGAACAGAGGUAAAUACAGCGGGGGUUUCUAUAAUGACGGAAAGCAAAGGGCCUCAAACGGAUGGCCUCAUGAAAGUUCUUUUGACCAAGUUACUUGGAAGCGACAUAAAAGACGCACUGAAACAAAAGGAAUCAGAGGAGUUUAAGCCAACGAGCAGCCAGAAAAUUAUCUCAUCAUCAGAUAUGGCAUCCACUACUGCAGCUGGCACCACCGUAGAAUCUCCCCCUGGGACGAUAAAAGGGGUGGAUACAGCCGAAAUGAACAACAACGCAGGAGCAGUCAUCAAUGUUGAACCACCUGCAAUGGAACAAACUGGUCCGCAAUGCCUCGGAGGUGGGCCCGAACCAGACCUGUUGCACACUACAGGUGCUCGAGUUCCAGAAAAUCUUCAUUUGCCAGGUGGAAGGGAUUGCUCUCAGGGAAUAGAAAGUUUACCAACUAAAAAUGAGGCAUCGAGUUCACCAACAGGCAUGGUAAUCGAGUCUGCACCUGGAACACAGCACGCAGUUGGAACUGGAAUGCCCCCUCCAGCUGUGAUUGCACCAAAUCCACCUCCCCUUACACCCUCUAAUCAAAGAUUUGGCUCUACAACGCCGGCGGGAGUUGGUGUUGAAUCGCCACCAGGUACCAUUCAUGCAGUUGGCACCAGUCUUCCUGCAGAGGGCAUCGAUGAAAUGGGUGAUAAUGGAGCGUCAACAGGAGUUACUGGUGGGAUAGGAGGAAGUACUGGAGGUGGCAUCGGGGGCGCGGGGGGCAUUGUGGGAACAGGCGGAACAAAUCUUGGAGUGGGAGGGGGAAAUAUGGGAGGUGGACUUGGCGCUGGAGCUGGUGGUAUGACUGGAGGAGGCGGCGGUGUUGGAGCUGGUGGAAUGGUUGGAGGCGGCGGUGCUGUUGGAGCUGGUGGAAUAGCUGGAGGCGGUGGAAUAAUGGGUGGUGGCAUGGUCGGAGGCGGCGGGAUGACGGGUGGUGGAACAAUCGGAGGCGGCGGGAUGACGGGUGGUGGAAUGGUCGGAGGCGGCGGGAUGACGGUUGGUGGAAUGGUUGGGGGCGGCGGGAUGACAGGUGGUGGUGGAAUGGUAGGAGGUGGUGCUGGUGGAAACAUGGGAGGGGUAGGAGGGGGUAUAGGAGGAGGUAUCGGAGGAGGAGCAAGAGGAAUGGAAGUCAUUUUGGACUUGGCGUUCUUGAUCGAUGGAUCUUCAGCUGUAGGAAAUGAGCAAAACUUCCAACAGUUACUCAAGUUCGUCAGUGCCGUAUCGCAUUCAUUCUCCAUCCAUCACGACAUGACUCGCGUUGGAGUUGUUGUAUUUUCUCUCGAGGCUUUCGUCAUCUUUAACUUUCACACAUACUUUGACAUACAAAACAUCGACCAAGCGUUAUCGUCUGUGCAAUAUCCUGGAACAGAUGGCCCAGGAACAUACAUAGGGCGUGGUUUGCACGUUGCAAAGCAAUACCUCUUCAGUGCCUCAGGAAGGGGACAUGUGCCGAGGGCCAUUGUUCUUCUUGCUGCUGGGAGAUCUAUUGAUGAUGUUAUUACGCCGUCUAUGGACAUCAGGUCGUAUGGAGUGGAAAUGUUUUGCGUGGGUAUUGGGAACCUUUACAGUAAAUUACAGCUCCACGCAAUGGCAAGCUUUCCACACAGUGAACACAUUUUCAGGGGUGAUUACUCACAAAUGGGGCGAACUGCGCAACAAGUCGUUACCAAGAUUCUGAAAGGGCAUCAGGAACUAUGUGAUUACUGUCCGAGUGAAUUCCAAGAUGACGAUGAAGUGGAAGAGGGCUACAAGCGUCACCAUCAUCAUCAUCAUAAGCAUGAUAAAAUACAAGUUCAACUUGGUAAUGACCAACGGAGACAUUCAAAAAGAAAACGGCCUAUUGCCAAAAUCAGUGGAGAUUAUGAAGUCAAGCAAUUUAAGCUAGCCGGACCAACUAAGGACCAAGAAAGACAUUAUGAGCAAAGCUACCGCGCUGACACGUUUAGCAACAGGAAUGAUGACGUACACCCUACGGCAAAUCCUGACACAGAUUAUUAUGGUGAAUACAAAUUCGAUGACAGCAAAAUGACCGUAGAAGACAAUGACUGCAAGGACUACUCAGAUGACUGCAACGACUAUGCGUCACGUGGUUUUUGCAGUGAGUAUGCUCCGACAGCCAGCAUAGGAACCAUAAACAUGAUGUGUAAGAGAGCAUGUGGCACCUGCUCAUCCAACACAAUGCGCAAAGAAAAACAAGAUACCUAUGAGGUUAGCGAAAGAGAUCCUUUUUACAAGAAAGACGAAAUUGAAAAAGCGAAGGAUCAAAAGCCAAACCACCUAAAGCACCGUUUAAAUAAACUAUAGCGCAAUGAUAGCAAUAGAGAAUCAAACUCAAAAACUAUUUCUUUCAAAAAAGCCUUAAUACUGCCCCCUCCCCCCUCCCUAAUACAUCAUUUUUAAUUACCCCAUGCGAGGACCACCCAAACAUUGCUAUUCAAACAGGUCUUUCCUUACGAAUUCUGUCUCUGAGCGCGGCAAACCGUCUUUUCUUCGUGCAUAAAGCUUUUAGACCACACAUACACAUACUUAAGCACAGGAAACAGUCAAGGGUACCAUCUCAUAUGCAUGCUGUGACAUGAAGCAGAUUACUAAAACAGCAAAGAAUGCAAAAUGUAGUAGGUAAAAAUGUUAGGUUUUAGGCAUUAGAUAUAUAGAUAUGUUACGAACUUGAGCCACGCUUUUCUUUUGAAAAUGAUAAACGGCUUCUAAUGAAGGAAACGACUGAUGAAAAAUGUGAAACAGGCUAGCUUGUUUCACAUUUUUACAAAAAUAUAAAUUGGGUCGUUCAUCUUCGGUCACGGCGCUCGUUUCUCGAAAGUGCCGGUAACUUAACGGGCCCAAAGCCAUGUUUUAAAAUCAAAAUUUAAAGGAUAGGAAGGCAGGUUCUG
Molecule: messenger RNA, 3779 nt
Organism: Stylophora pistillata
Lineage: Eukaryota; Metazoa; Cnidaria; Anthozoa; Scleractinia; Pocilloporidae
Product: von Willebrand factor A domain-containing protein 2-like
Source: RefSeq, a predicted model, not a curated record